UUCUCGAGAGAACACUUGCUUUCGUUCUUGCUUUCACUGAUACACUUUUGAGUCUACUUUGCUCUUCGUCCUUUGUUUCUUUCUUUGAGGUUUUGGUCUCUCUUAGUGUGUAACUACUCACAAUGAUUCAACUUGGGUUUCUUCUUCUACUGAGAAAGUGUUUUUGUGUGAUUGUGUUAUUUUCUGGAAAGAAGCUGUAAUUUUCCUAAAAUCUUCGGUUAAGCUUUUUUACUUGUCUGAAAACACCUUUUUUUUUUCUCUUUUGUCUCUGCUUCUUGUUCAAACUUUGUGUUCCACUUGUCUGUGGACUUUCACUAGAAGACACGACCUUAGAAUCUUCUUUGUCUGAGAAAACAAAAGAGACAAGCACUUUAACUUACGUUACGCUUAAUAAACGACGGGUUUUCCGAAGAAGUUAAAGAUAAAGAAAAGAAGAAACCAAAAGGAAAGUGAGACAGAGAGAGAGAAGCUCGCAUCCCAGUGAGAAAGUCGAAGACUUUUAUUAAAUGGCGAUGACUGUGGCGGUGGCGAAUCGCCAUGAGAGUGGUGACAAUAUAAAUCGGCAUUUGGAUAGCAGCGGGAAGUAUGUAAGGUACACGGCGGAGCAAGUGGAGGCACUGGAGCGCGUUUACUCAGAAUGUCCUAAACCCACGUCUCUCCGCCGUCAACAGCUGAUCAGAGAAUGCUCCUUUUUGGCCAAUAUUGAACCCAAGCAGAUCAAAGUCUGGUUUCAAAACCGAAGGUGUCGAGAUAAACAGAGGAAAGAGGUGUCGAGGCUGCAGAGCGUAAACCAGAAGCUUUCAGCUAUGAAUAAGCUGCUGAUGGAGGAGAAUGAUAGGCUUCAAAAACAGGUUUCUCAUCUUGUCAGUGAAAACGGAUACAUGAAGCAGCAGCUCACCUUGACCACAGUGGGGACUGAUGCUAGCUGCGACUCGGUGGAUCCAACUCCUCCUCAUCAUCAUCCCCUUACAGAUGCAAAUAGUCCUGCAGGAUUGAUCGCGAUUGCAGAGGAGACCUUGGCAGAGUUCCUUUCAAAGGCAACAGGAACUGCUGUUGAUUGGGUCCAGAUGCCUGGUAUGAAGCCUGGUCCGGAUUCGGUUGGCAUUUUUGCCAUUUCUCAAAAAUGCAAUGGCGUGGCAGCUCGAGCCUGUGGUCUUGUCAGUUUAGAACCUAUGAAGAUUGUUGAGAUACUCAAAGAUCGGCCAUCUUGGUUCCGUGACUGCCGGAGCCUUGAAGUUUUCACAAUGUUCCCUUCUGGUAAUUGUGGAACGAUUGAACUCAUAUAUAUGCAGACAUAUGCACCCACGACUCUGGCUCCUGCCCGUGACUUCUGGACCCUGAGAUACACUACAAGCCUUGAGAACGGCAGUUUUGUGGUUUGUGAGAGGUCUCUCUCUGGUUCAGGAGCUGGUCCUAAUGCUACUUCCGCUGCUCAGUUUGCGAAGGCAGAGAUGCUUCCUAGUGGCUAUUUAAUAAGGCCUUGUGAUGGUGGUUGUUCCAUAAUUCACAUCGUCGAUCACAUUAAUUUUGAGGGUUGGAGUGUACCAGACGUGCUGCGGCCCCUUUAUGAAUCUUCAAAAGUAGUUGCACAGAGAAUGACAAUUGCUGCGUUGAGAUAUGUGAGGCAAGUAGCGCAUGAGACAAAUGGAGAAGUGGUAUACGGAUUAGGUAGACAGCCUGCGGUUUUGAGAACUUUUAGCCAAAGACUAAGCAGAGGUUUCAAUGAUGCGGUUAAUGGGUUUAAUGACGAUGGGUGGUCCAUAAUGCAUUGUAAUGGAGCAGAAGACAUAACUGUUGCUGUUAACUCUACGAAGCACUUGAAUAGUUUUUCUGAUCCACUCUCUUUUCUAGGAGGUGUGCUCUGCGCCAAGGCUUCAAUGCUUCUUCAUAAUGUUUGUCCUGCGGUUCUCAUUCGAUUUCUAAGGGAGCAUCGGUCUGAGUGGGCUGAUUUCAAUGUUGAUGCUUAUUCUGCUGCCACGCUGAAAGCUGGUGCCUUUGCUUAUUCCAGAAUGAGGCCUACAACGUUCACCGGUAGCCAAAUCAUAAUGCCAUUAGGGAAUACAAUCGAAAAGGAAGAGAUGCUAGAAGUUGUUAGAUUAGAAGGGCAUUCUCUAGUCCCAGAAGACUCAUUUUUGACUAGGGAUGUACAUCUUCUACAGAUUUGUACUGGGAUUGAUGAGGAUGCUGUUGGAGCUUGUUCAGAGCUUGUAUUUGCUCCAGUCAAUGAGAUGUUUCCUGAUGAUGCUCCCCUUGUUCCUUCUGGUUUCCGUGUCAUACCUGUAGAUGCUAAAACAGGAGAUGCUCAGGACUUGCUUACUGCUAACCACCAGACAUUAGACUUAACUUCAAGCCAAGAUGUGGGUUCAACACCAGAGACUGGUUCUAACCUGAGCACACGGUGCAUACUCACGAUUGCUUUUCAGUUCCCCUUUGAGAAUAACUUGCAAGACAACGUUGCCAACAUGGCUUGUCAGUAUGUGCGGAGCGUGAUUUCCUCGGUUCAACGGGUUGCAGUGGCGCUCUCACCGUCGGUGUUAAUCCCGAUUCCUGGUUCCAAGUUGUCUCCGGGGUCCCCUGAAGCUGUUUCUCUUGCAAUAUGGAUCUGCCAAAGUUACAAACAACACUUUGGCUCUGAUUUGCUGAGGACAGACUCACUUGGAGGUGAUGCGUUAUUAAGACAACUAUGGGAUCACCAAGAUGCUAUAUUGUGUUGCUCUUUGAAGCCACAACCAGUGUUCAUGUUUGCGAACCAGGCAGGUCUAGACAUGUUAGAGACAACGCUCGUUGCGUUACAAGGCAUCACAUUGGAGAAGAUCUUUGACGAGUCAGGUCGUAAAGCCCUCUGCCCAGAUUUUGCCAAGCUAAUGCAACAGGGAUUUGCUUGCUUACCAUCUGGAAUGUGCGUGUCGACAAUGGGGAGACAUGUUUCGUACGAGCAAGCUGUUUCAUGGAAAGUGUUCUCUGACUGUGAAGACAAUAACAACAAUAGAAUUCAUUGUCUUGCUUUCUUGUUUGCGAACUGGUCGUUCCUCUGAUCUCUGAUCCUCUUGUUGUCUUUAAGGGGGUAUCCUUUACUCAUUUUUUAUUGAUUUAGGUGCUUUAUUUUGUAAUUUAUUUGUUCUUAUUUAGUAGCUUUCGGAAAUAUUUCCCGCCUUACACUUCUCACAUCUAUUAGAGAGUACAUAGUAAUUAAACAUCAUGUUAUUCCUC
Messenger RNA from Brassica napus (rape), 3210 nucleotides. RefSeq names its product homeobox-leucine zipper protein REVOLUTA-like. The record is from RefSeq and is a predicted model, not a curated record. The coding region runs from base 507 to 3035 and encodes 842 amino acids. The transcript is spliced from 18 exons. Gene Ontology annotation, molecular function: lipid binding; DNA binding; DNA-binding transcription factor activity. NCBI's taxonomy places the organism in Eukaryota, Viridiplantae, Streptophyta, Magnoliopsida, Brassicales, Brassicaceae.